ACCAGCAGCUACUUGAAGAAGCUGUGGUGGAGAAAGAAGCUCAGGGGCAGGGCAUGAGUCAGCCCCCAAGUGGAGGCAAGCUCCCUGAACUGGCCAGCGACAAGAGACUGAGAGGUCACCAUAAGGGGGAUGCCCUAAACCAGCAGGCAGUUGGAAGGAGACUUACCACAAGCAUUGCCUACCUCAAGACCAGCCUCCCAGUUUCUAGAGAUGGAUUAUCUGACUUUCCUUUUGGCUAUUCUGCAUGUGCACAAAGCACUAUGUGAAGAGACAUUCUGGGACACAACUGUUCAGCUUUCUGAGAAUAUGACUCUGGAAUGUAUGUAUCCAUCAGUGGGUUUUGUAAGUCAGAUGGACUGGACCAAGAUCAAUGGUACACAGAAAGAGAGCAUAGCCGUUUACAACCCUUACUUUGGUGUGGCAGUAAUGGAUGCCUAUAACAGUAGAGUUUACUUUCCAAACACAACAAAGAAGCCUGGCGAUUUGAGUCUUUCCUUUCACAAUGCCUCUGAAGUGGACGUUGGCUUCUACUCCUGCGUGUGUCACAGUUUCCCAAAUGGAGUUUGGCGCAAGAAUGUAAAGGUGGUUCAGUCAGAUAGUUUUGAGACAGCUACACCUUCGAAUAGCCACAUCAUCACAGAACCUGGACAAAAUGUCACACUCACCUACCAGCUUCAAAGCAACUGGCCAGUUGAGCAAGUCACUUGGGAAAAGGUCCAGCCUCAUCAGAUAGAUAUCUUAGCUUUCUGUAACCUGUCCCAAGGAAGAAGUUACAGCUCAAAAUACUUGAGACAUACAUGGAGCAACUGUAGCCAGGGAGGCACGAAGAGUUUCCUUGUCAUCCCCAAUGCCAUCAUCGCUGACUUGGGUCUUUACCGCUGCCACUUCAAGGCCAGCACAGGAGAAAAAGAAACCUUUGUUAUAAGGCUGAUGGUAACUGAAGGCAAAGCCAAUAAACAACAUAUCCUCUUCAUCGUUGGAGGAACCGCUUCAUUGAUGUUUGUAGUCCUAAUUACCAUCAUUGUUAUUUUAUAUAACAGAAGGAGAAGGAGACAGGCAAGCAUGCCAGUUAAAGAGUCCAGGGAUAAACAGAGUAAGGUAGUCACCAACUACAGAAGUCCCACUUCUACCAACCAAUCCAUGGAUGAGGAAAAAGAGGACAUUUACGUGAACUACCCAACCUUCUCUCGAAGACCAAAGCCCAGAUUCUAAGCUGGUCUCAUGACCUGAGCACAUUAAUGAUGACUUCUGUAGGCACAGAUCUUUCUCCAUGCUCUUCCCACCAUGAGUAUCUACCUUCAUAAAAUUUGACUAAACUUGCUUCAUUUGUUAUGAAAAAAUACUGUGUUUCCUGGAGGAUGUUCUUAAUAGAAAUGUUUUAGGAAACCAAAUUUAAUUAGAUUAUGUAUAAAAGGGAAUUUCUUGCAUCAUGUAACAGAACAAUUUCAAGAUCAAGUAUCACAGGGCUUUAAUGUUGUAUCUGGAAUUAAUGGUGGGUAUAAGCCGGUUUCUGGAUCCCUUCCACAGAGUUGGAGCCACUGCCCUACUCUUGGCUUAACUCUCACGCUGCUUCCUCCCCAUGUAUUCCCAUGAUAGACAACCAAUGGAACUUGGUGGAUAGUUUGCUAUUCUCACACAAGAAACAAAAAUGGCUUAUUUAUUUAUCAGUAAGACAGUAUCAUAGCCAGAAAGAAUGAGAUGGCUUAUGUCAGUUAUGGGUUCACCUGUAAAACAGGGAUGGGGCUAAACACAUUACUUGGCAAUUCAAGGUAUUACUGAAAAGGAGGAGGAAUCAAAUGUAGAAGUUGAGUGGUUCUUAAUAAAUGUUGACUGCAAUAACAUCCCAAGACAUUGCUUUUUAAUACGCUAAGAAGCGAGGUUGCUGCUCCACCUGCAUAGUCCAAAAGAGUGCAUGUAAAGGAAUGGUCAGGAGUAACAUAAGAAUAGCUCCCAUCUCCUGCCUUUCUAAAUAAAUUCAUCUCUAAUUUUACAUAGAAUUCUUGCCAUUAUCUCUAGUCUUCUGAGCAAUGAGGUGGCCCAAUAAUAAAUACAAUGUUUUUGGUAGUUAUUUUCUCUACUUUUGAGAAUUAUUUUAGUAUGUAAAUUCCUAAGUUAAGAAAUCUGUGAAGUGAGUACAUGAAAAGAGAGUGGUGGAUGAAGUGUUAAAGCUGUAGAAACCUGAGGGGGUGUAAUGAGAAAAGAAAGGACUCACAAAAUAGGACUGUAUGAAGGAAAACUUGUGAUUCGCAUUUUGGACAAAGCCAGCCCUCCUAACACCGCUGGCACUUAGAGAUCAUACCUGGUAGAAUCUAAGUUCUAGAUGGAGAUAAAGAAAUGAAAGGUAUUUGUGAAACUAAAUAAAACUUAUGGUUAUCUCAAAGCCAUGUGGUUCAUUAUGAAAUGGAAUGGUGUUUAGUAUCAGAUGAUUCCUUACUUAUCUCUCAAGAAACAGAAAACAUAACUGUCUUUUAAAAUUGAUUAUAGAAAGCUUGAUUUAAAUUUUCAGUUUGUAGAUUUCAUUAGAAGCUUAAGGGAGAAAUCCAAAUAGUCAUUAUAUUACACAGUCUAAAUUGUAAUCUACGUUUUUAAGCUAAUUAGUGGCUAGUUCAUAAUUUUAGUCUUAAGAACCUCACAUACUGAAGAGGCCCCAGUUCUGCCAAUUACAGAAAUUCAAAAGGCAAUAUAUGAACACAGCCAUUUUUUAUGGUCUAGUCAAGAAUGGUUAGCUCUUAUUUUUAUUGUGAUUGCUUAAAGAUUUUUGUGUCUUGAUUUGUGAACUGUUUCUACAAAUAUGUCAAUUUAUCAAAGUUGAAAGACUGUCAUUUCUUGGAGCCAUCUGAUGGUAUAUGACUACAUCUCCACUGGCAUGGUGAAGCAACUUUGCAGCAUUCAUAAAGUAAACUGCUUCUCUUCCUUUAAAUGCUAAAGACAAUCAAAAUGCUACUUUCUGGAGGGUUCAGAUAACCAGCUUUUCAGUGGCUAAUUAUGUGAGAGGGAAAACUUUUUUAACCAUACCAUGGGGAUAUAUGAAUCACACAGGGUGAUUUUUAUGACAAAUCACCUAAGAUUAGGAAAGUGUCCAGAAUAUUGGAAGUAUGCACUGUUUCCAUGGACAUUUUAACUAAAACAAAUAAACAAACAAACAAAAAGAAAACAAGAAAAUCUUUUCUCAAAAUAUCCAUGAGAACAGUUUACUCUGACAGUUCUUCCUUUCUAUGUGUAGUCCCCUUGCAGAAUUUAGAAGUGUUUUUAGGAACUGGAGGUUGUCCUAACACUGACAGUUCUCUGCCAUUCCCGCUGCUCCAUCUUAGCCAGAUUUAUGCUGAAAGACUCCAUUCCUUGUCUUUUCUGGACAUCUUUACUCAAGAAAGAACUUUUAUUUCAAUCUUUGUAUCAUAUAAUUCACCAGAGUUUUGGAACUCUACCUACCCUAUUUUUCCCGCUAAAUUGUUUUUGUACCUACUCUUCUAGAUGUUGGUAAGGAAACCAGUCACAACUGUUUCACAAGGUAAAAGACCAAGGUCAGAAUUGAAAUUAAAUUUUGUUCUAUACCUUUUCUAUACGGUGCUUCUUUGGAGACAGGAUGCUUUAUAAAGGUGCUUUACACACAUGUUUUAUAUUAAUAUAUAAGACAACAUUACAUAGAAAGUAUGCUUGUGUUAAAUGACAUUAUCCUAAUAUCUAUGUUAAUGUAAAUAAUGAAAGGAAAUCACUGUCUGAUCAGGUAGAUGAGCUUCCUUGGGGAUGGCAUAAAUUCUUAUGAGCUGACAACUAUGCAUUCAUUAUGUUAUUAGCAGGCUGACCAUUGAACAUUAUUUAAAGGCCUUUAUGAUAAUGUUGACAAAAUAGAAUAGAAAUUUCUUCUUUUCUUUUUUAUCUCUUUUUUUAUUACUGAAGAAAGAACUCAGGGCCUUGUGGAUGUCAGGCCAGUGCUCUACUGAUGAGCUACAACCCCAGGUCAGAAUAUAAUUUUAUUAACUUAUAAUUAUGUUUAUAGAUGAGAGACAGGUGGGUGAAGAUAUAAUUUUCAAUCAGUAAAUUUUCAAAUUUAUAGAGUUUAAUAAUCAACUUUUUGCUAAGAUAUUAUGCAUCGAGUCUCAAUGUUAAAAAAGUAAAAUAAGAAAUUAGUAGGUUUGUUUAAGCAAGUUAUUACUUUACAUAUAGAACUUUAUUACAUAAAAUCAUAUCUGCAUCGCAAUAAUUUUUCAAAUUCAGAAAGUCCAUGUUAUAGUUAGACAUCAUAAUCAAAUGUUUUUCUUCAUUUGCUUAAUGUGGUAUAUUUUAUACAGCUUAUAUAAAAUUUCAAUAAUAUUGAAGAUUUAAAGAUGCUCUUGUAAUAUAUAAGUGGAAUGCUAAAUUUGUGAGCACAAACUUAAUUUUAUUUCCACAGUAGUAAUAUGAAAA
Messenger RNA from Nannospalax galili (Upper Galilee mountains blind mole rat), 4404 nucleotides. It is a transcript of the gene Cd226, whose product is annotated as CD226 molecule. Gene Ontology annotation, biological process: positive regulation of mast cell activation; positive regulation of natural killer cell cytokine production; positive regulation of T cell receptor signaling pathway. Gene Ontology annotation, cellular component: external side of plasma membrane. The record is from RefSeq and is a predicted model, not a curated record. NCBI's taxonomy places the organism in Eukaryota, Metazoa, Chordata, Mammalia, Rodentia, Spalacidae. The transcript is spliced from 7 exons. The coding region runs from base 211 to 1212 and encodes 333 amino acids.